AUGCUCAAGUUGCGGACUGACUAUCAUGUGAAGGAACCGGCAAGUCUCAUGGACGCCAUUGUGAGAAACGUAGAGAGGUUUGUAAGCAAUGUCCGACGCGGCAAAUUGGGUGCCAGGGGCAAGAGGAGCCUCUCGACCACAGCAGCGUGUGACAUGCUGGAGAUCAUGCGUCAGGUCGUGUCUGACUUUCGUGAGCAUGAGGCACAGCGUGAGAGUAUCAGACACCAGAUGCUCCGCGCGAACUGCCCUGCAGGGCUUGUAGCAACUCAGCAAGUGCGACGACUGAUGAGCCUUAUCUCCCUUGUCGGGGUGAAGGUGCUUCGGGCGCAGUUUGCCACGCUGAUGCUUAUAAAUGUCACCCGACGAGUGCUGUCACUCAUCCGUGAGGCGGCGUUGGAGAAUGUUGCGAGUGAAUUUCAGCUUGAGCAUCUCGCGACGCAGUGGCUAAAUGAAAUAGAAGACGUUGGCUGUCGCGAUGGUACAGACAACAUGGAGCAGGGGCAACAGUUAUCACCCCUGCCACUGCCGCAGGAAGGGGAAUUGCACCAGGGUUCCUUGGAACGCUCCCGCACGGAUAGUGGAUCCGUGCCCUUUUCGCCGCUAAGUGCGAUAUGUAGUGAGGAACGACGAAAUCGAUGUUCUUUCUCGCACAAGGCACUCCAGGUGCGAUUUAAUGUGAACAACACGGAGCGGGACAGUAUAGUUGAGCUGGACGCCACGUUUGAGGCAGACGACCGGGAAGCGGCAGACGCCUUAGGUGUCGGCAUUCCGGGGGUGCAGUCCCUGCGGCGGGCGCCUAGCAGACGUGAAGAAGAGGACGAUGAGCAGACUGCCGAUUUCCCAGUGUGUAUCGAUGCUUUUUUUGACAGCCUGCUAGAAGCCAUGGCGGUGUUUGCAGGGGAUAUGGAGGGGAUGUGCAAAGAACUAUGCGCGCGGGCCCCGCGGCAGCUGCACACCACAGAUGUUGUCAUCACGAUUGGCUGCAGCAACACAAUACAGUAUUACUUUUUGAGUGCCCUGAAGGCGCAUGUGCGGUUUAAGGUCAUUAUUCUCGAGGGUGCCCCGUUUCCGUCGCAUGUGUCGCAGCGCUUGGCGGCAGAGCUGCGCGAGAAUGGGGCGGAGGUGCAGGUGCUUCCUGACAGCUCCACCUUUGCGGUGAUGGGGAACUGCACCAAGGUGCUGAUCGGGGCAGAAAGCGUUCUGGCGAACGGUGGGCUGCUAGCAACCAUCGGUACGCACCCGCUCUGCAUCGCCGCUAAACACUUCGCCGUGCCUGUGCUCGUGGCGACUACGACGCUAAAAAUGUCGCUGUAUUACCCCCGCGACAUCCACUGCACGAGCCUGGUGAAGAUUUCCCGCGCCGACGCGAAGGAAAUCCCAUGGAACACGUACGGUUCCCCGUAUGACGUGCUGCCCGCCACCUACUGGGAAAACGUCGAGAAGAUCGGCUUCCUCACCAUCAACUCCCCCGCGACGGAGUACGUGCCACCAGAGCUCAUCACCCUCUACGCGACGAACGAGUCGGAGUACACCCCCUCACAAAUUCACCGUAUUGUGCGGGAUAACUACAACCCCGAGGACUAG
Molecule: messenger RNA, 1584 nt
Organism: Trypanosoma rangeli
Lineage: Eukaryota; Euglenozoa; Kinetoplastea; Trypanosomatida; Trypanosomatidae
Product: putative translation initiation factor eif-2b beta subunit, putative,eIF-2B GDP-GTP exchange factor
Exons: 1
Coding region: 1-1584 (527 amino acids)
Biological process (GO): translational initiation
Cellular component (GO): eukaryotic translation initiation factor 2B complex
Molecular function (GO): guanyl-nucleotide exchange factor activity; translation initiation factor activity
Source: RefSeq, a predicted model, not a curated record